GCUGAGAGAGAGCUGAGAAAGGGGGGAGAGAGAGCAAGCAAGAGAGGGAGAGAGCUAAGAGAGAGGGAGAGAGAGCGAUAGCUGUGAAGAGAGAACAAGCAAGAAAGAGUAUGUAUACUACAGAAUCCACUGCCUUCUCUACUAUUCCCACAUCUCUGUGAUUAUGAACUGGAGCAAGGAGUGAAUCUCAGGAGCAUGUUUUGCGGGUGUAUUUUGGGACUGUCAGCUACAAUGUUGGCAUGAAAUUAAAUGAAAAAAGGCUUUGAAUCUGUCUGUCUUGGAGGUGGAAAAGAGCGUGGAAACAUAGGAAAUGCAAACGAUUUCAUAGACUGAAUUGGAUUUAACGCAACAAGGGAAAUGCUGUCAAACUGGAGUUACAAUUAAACCUUAAGGGACUGGCACUGAGGACACGACCCUGCUGCCCGUGGAUUGGAUACAUAGCGCUACCCAGAUCAGCCUGUUCAGACUCAUAGCUCCUCAGUGGGGCAAAUCACUUUGUGUAGUUCACUGGGGAAAGAGGAGGAAGCUGACUUUAUGGGUCCCUUUCAACAAGUUGGAAAUCGCAAAUUCAACAAUGAGAGGUUUGGAAGGAAUCAGUGGCUAACAGCAAGCAUUUCAAAGCAACCACUAGCCUGCUUUCAGUGGAGUGGUUGUGUGUUUUUUUUUCAGAGAUUCCACCCUAAAUACAGAGAAUGCCAGACUGAUGACAAAGUUUGAUGACAAAAUUUGCCCACAAAGGACCACCGUGCCACCUUCCUGUUUAAGUGAGCACAGCACAAGGUAAUGACGUGGCUCAGGUUUGACCCCGGAGAUGCCGAAGAGACGAGACAUUCUGGCCAUCGUGUUGAUCGUGUUGCCUUGGACGCUACUUAUCACUGUUUGGCAUCAGAGUGCCAUCACCCCUCUGCUAGCUGCUCGAAAGUGUAAAGGUCAUUCCUCAAAUUCCCCAUGUAGGGGGUUUUAUGAUGACAGACAUGAGAGUCGGCGAGACUCCCGGGACACCUUCACCCUCAAGGAGCCCUGCACCUCAGAGAACAACAAGGACAUUGUGGAGGUUGUGCGCACCGAGUACGUCUACAGCCGCCAGCCACCCUGGUCUGAUGUCCUCCCCACCCUCCACGUCAUCACCCCAACCUACAGCCGGCCGGUCCAGAAGGCAGAGCUGACCCGUCUGGCCAACACCUUCCUCCACGUGCCCAACCUGCACUGGAUCCUGGUUGAGGACUCUCAGCGACAAACCCUGCUAGUCACCAGGCUCCUUCAGGAAACAGGCCUGAACUACACCCACCUUAAUGUGGAGACACCCAGGAACUAUAAGCUGCGUGGGGACAUGAGGGACCCCAGGAUACCCCGGGGAACCAUGCAGAGGAACUUGGCUCUGCGCUGGCUUAGAGAGACCUUCAGCCCCAACAACAGCAACAGCCAGCCUGGUAUCGUCUACUUUGCAGACGAUGAUAACACCUAUAGUCUGGAUCUGUUUGAGGAGAUGCGUUCAACAAGGAAGGUGUCUGUGUGGCCUGUAGCCUUUGUGGGCGGCCUGCGGUACGAGUCCCCUAAAGUCAAUACCCUGGGCAAGGUUUACGGCUGGAAGACUGUGUUUGACCCCAACCGACCCUUUGCCAUAGACAUGGCUGGGUUUGCGGUGAACCUCCACCUCAUUCUCUUUAAGCCUCAGGCCUACUUCAAGCUGCGGGGAGUCAAGGGAGGGUACCAGGAGAGCAGCUUACUGCGGGAGCUGGUCACCCUCAGCGACUUGGAGCCCAAGGCUGCUAAUUGCACUAAGGUACUUGUAUGGCACACUAGGACAGAGAAGCCUGUCCUGGUGAACGAGGGAAAGAAAGGAUUUACGGACUCCAACGUGGAGAUAUGAAACUUAUUUUGGAUCACAGGUUAUAUAUGGCUGGGAUUCCAAACGGACUGACAAAAGACAAGCUCCGGGCAAACAGGAUCAGGGUGAAAUAUAUAUUUACUGUAAUACGACUGUAAAGGGAGUAAGACAGCCUUAUUGUCUACUACAAGCAGUACACAGCUACGUAUCAAUACAGGAAAUAUAUAUUUACUGUAAUACGACUGUAAAGGGAGUAAGACAGCCUUAUUGUCUACUACAAGCAGUACACAGCUACGUAUCAAUACAGGCAUAGAAUAUCAAAGCACAGAUUCAUGGAGAAUGGUGAUACUGUAUCUAGCUAAGCGCUUUACUGAUGCAUCAAUGGAAGACGCCCACAAGGAGCUUGCCAGUCGUCAGAGUGCAACUGAAGCAAAAGACUGUCGGCGGUUCAAACAACAGGAUGGCUUCAUACAGUGGUCAACAGGAAGCGGCCUUAACCCAGCUGACACAAACCAACAUGAUCGUAACCAGGCACUGGACCAAACUGAAUCAAUCAGGGGCCCCGAAUGGCUUUUGUCUGUUGGUGAUUAGUCUCCUUUUGUUGUGGAGCGGACUGUACUUGGGGUGCAGAACAGAGCUGGAUAAAGUCGUUUUUGUCUGACUGGAGUCAGGAUUGACUGACAGACUGAUCUGGAAAGGACAUGAACCCUUCCCAUGUCCCAUUGUAAAACACUGAGCUAUUCAGACAGCUCUGCUCCCUCAAACCUAUCACUAAUUAGAACACGUCUCACACACAUACACGUCUGUACACAAACAUCCACACGCAUACACGCACAGAGUAAUCAGUGUAGGAACAAUGAUUUAGCAUAACCCCCGUACUGUAAUGCCAGCUUUUAUUUGCUGUUGCAUCUUUUACUGAUCAUAUAACACUACAUCAGCACUUUCAGAUCAGGGUCUGUUGUCUGUUACAGUUUCUCAAUCACGUACAAGCAUUUUUUUUAACAAUCGAUUUUCAAAACAGAGUUCACAAGACAGAACUCUGUGGCUUUUCGCAAAACAGUAAAUGGUUGCCUUACCAAAAUGUAUUUGCCUUCUCAAAUUAUAAAUACAUUAAAUCAAAACUAAAAUUGUACAUUCAAAAUUGCUAAUAAAUUGCUAAUAAAUUCAUCAAAACAACACGACUGUACCUGCUUCUAUAAACCAAUGAGGAGAUGGGAGAGGCAGGACUUACAGCGUGCGAUCUGCGUCAGAAAUAGAACUGAUUUCUAUUUUAGCCCUUGGCAACAAAUACGCUCAUAGGCGCAUGCGAGCAGUUUUUAUUUUGCAACGCUCUCUCACGUGACGCGAGCGGUGUGGUCAGCCUGUAAGAUAUGCAAGUCAGGUACACCAGCAAAGAAAUUAUCAGAAGUUCUGUAAAUGUAUUUGAGCAUUUGAUCAUUGCUUUUCUGCUAUAGUGUGUUUCAACACCGAUUUAAAAAUUCCUUGUAUGCGAUUGAGAAAAACACAUUUUGGAGUGAAAUACGCAUCACAUUUUUUCACCUCUCCAACAGACAAUUAGGUAAGGACAUUUGCCAAUGAAACUAGAGCUAGUCAAUAAAAUAUGAUUAUUUCACAACACAUACUACAUCAGUCACAGGAUAAAUGCCUUCCCUUGAUAUGCCAUUUUCUAACCAGUCGGGACCCCAAAUGGCACAUAAUGAUAUUUGAUCUGAUAUUCAAAAGUAAACAGAGGGAAUGUCUGCUUUGUAGACAACCACUGAAAUUACACAAAUUUACCCCACAUGUCAAUGUCUCUUUUUUUCCCCUUGUUUGACAUGGUUUAUUGCGACUUAUGGCUGAUAUUUACAUUUUUUUUUCAAACAUAGCAUUGGUUUCCCUUUUUAUAAAGUAAAUCCUAUACAGUCCUGGUCUCAGGGAAGACCAAAUAUUGAAGUGCAAACAUACAGCACAGUAACUCAUAUUUGCCAAUAUGUUACAUGAUAAAUAUCACAACUAAAACUGACUAAGCCUGUCAAUCAGUGGUCAGAUGAUACAGGUGUAAUGUUUCAUUUGGAAGUUUAUUUUUUUAAAUGUAUUUAACUAGGCAAGUCCUCUUUAGGAUCCACCCUUUAAAAAAAAAUGUUUAGCCUAAAAUGACAUACCCAAAUCUAACUGCCUGUAGCUCAGGACCUGAAGCAAGGAUAUGCAUAUUCUUUAUACCAUUUUAAAGGAAACAUUUGGACGUUUGUGGAAAUGUGAAAUGAAUGUAGGAGAAUAUAACAUAUUAGAUUUGGUAAAAGAUACAUACAAUACAAAUGUUUAAAAACGUG
Messenger RNA from Oncorhynchus gorbuscha (pink salmon), 4137 nucleotides. RefSeq names its product galactosylgalactosylxylosylprotein 3-beta-glucuronosyltransferase 1-like. Lineage: Eukaryota; Metazoa; Chordata; Actinopteri; Salmoniformes; Salmonidae. The transcript is spliced from 7 exons. The coding region runs from base 812 to 1870 and encodes 352 amino acids. Gene Ontology annotation, molecular function: galactosylgalactosylxylosylprotein 3-beta-glucuronosyltransferase activity. Gene Ontology annotation, biological process: carbohydrate metabolic process; chondroitin sulfate proteoglycan biosynthetic process. Gene Ontology annotation, cellular component: Golgi membrane. The record is from RefSeq and is a predicted model, not a curated record.